AUGUCUUCUAUGACUUGUUACAAUUGUAACAGGGAAGGCCACAUAGCUAGAUAUUGCCCUCAACCUCGCCAACAACUAAGAGGAACUGAUAGAAGACCUCAUUAUGAUAAUACAAGAGACGUACAUCUUGCUGACCAAUAUUAUGAGGAAGAAUAUAAUGAUGAGGAAUAUACUUCAGAAGAAUAUUAUGAAGAAGACGAAUAUAAAGUAUAUCUUGAUACUAGGUCUAGACCUUACCCAAAGAAUGCUGUGUCAAAAAAUAAACAAAGACCAGUAAAGUUUCAAAACCUACCCAAAAUAACUGUUGAAGACUUAGAAAUGGAAAAACUAAUAACAGAACCUGUGGUCGAACCAGUUAGAAUUGAAAAA
This is a messenger RNA of Funneliformis caledonium, 369 nucleotides long. Lineage: Eukaryota; Fungi; Glomeromycota; Glomeromycetes; Glomerales; Glomeraceae. The record is from the annotation of a GenBank genome assembly.